UAAAGCUUCACUGUGCCGCAUGUGUCGAUGAUUCCAGAAAAGACUCGUUCGUUCCCUGGUUGAGUAAGGUGUUCCACCUCUCUUCAUUGGUUUAGUCUGUCAACUGAAUGUAAAAGGAAGCCUUUACAUAUAUUAGCGUAACCAUAACGGUAAACAGUUCCAUAUCGUCCAUAACCUUUAUAGGCUAAACUGUCAAGAUGUUGAGAGCUGCAAUAACUGUUUCGAGGUCCUUACCUUUAAAGAACUCCCGAAAAGACGUGUCUUCUUUGGUCAAAAAGGCGUGCUGGAAUGGCUUUCCUCAGGAUGCAAUCAGAGUUCUCUCCAGGAGAAACUAUGCAUCUGAAGCAAUCAAGGGUGCAGUUAUUGGCAUUGACUUGGGAACCACCAACUCCUGUGUUGCUGUCAUGGAGGGGAAACAGGCCAAGGUUUUGGAAAAUGCAGAGGGUGCCAGGACAACUCCAUCAGUUAUUGCCUUCACUUCAGAUGGGGAGCGCUUAGCAGGCAUGCCUGCUAAACGUCAGGCUGUCACCAACCCUCAGAACACACUGUAUGCCACCAAGAGACUGAUCGGCCGGCGUUUUGAUGAUCCUGAGGUCCAGAAAGACCUAAAAAAUGUUCCCUACAAGAUAGUACGUGCAUCAAACGGCGACGCCUGGGUGGAGGCCCAUGGAAAAAUGUACUCUCCAAGCCAGGCUGGAGCGUUUGUUCUCAUAAAGAUGAAGGAGACUGCAGAGAACUACCUGGGGACCAAAGCAAAGAAUGCUGUUGUUACUGUCCCAGCCUACUUCAAUGACUCUCAGAGACAGGCCACCAAAGAUGCUGGUCAGAUUGCUGGUCUGAAUGUUCUGCGUGUCAUUAAUGAACCCACUGCAGCGGCCCUGGCCUACGGCCUGGACAAAACCCAGGACAAAAUAAUUGCUGUCUACGACCUUGGUGGAGGUACGUUUGAUAUUUCAAUUCUGGAAAUCCAAAAAGGAGUUUUUGAGGUGAAAUCCACAAACGGUGAUACUUUUUUGGGAGGAGAGGACUUUGACCAACACCUUCUUAAAUACAUUGUUAAGGAGUUUAAGAGAGAGUCAGCUGUAGACUUGACAAAAGACAACAUGGCUCUUCAGAGAGUCAGAGAGGCAGCUGAGAAGGCCAAGUGUGAGCUGUCAUCUUCACUGCAGACUGAUAUCAACCUUCCAUAUCUGACUAUGGAUGCCUCUGGCCCCAAACAUCUUAACAUGAAGCUGACCCGUGCACAGUUUGAGAGCAUUGUGGCCGACCUAAUUCGCCGCACUGUGGCACCCUGUCAGAAGGCCAUGCAGGACGCAGAUGUGUCCAAAGGAGACAUUGGAGAGGUGCUGCUGGUUGGGGGAAUGACUCGCAUGCCCAAGGUGCAGCAGACGGUUCAGGAAGUUUUUGGUCGUGCUCCUAGCAAAUCUGUGAACCCUGAUGAAGCAGUGGCUAUUGGAGCAGCUAUCCAGGGCGGUGUCUUGGCUGGUGAUGUCACCGAUGUGCUUCUGUUGGAUGUGACACCGCUGUCAUUAGGUAUUGAAACUUUGGGUGGAGUUUUCACCAAACUUAUCAACAGAAACACCACCAUUCCCACCAAGAAAAGCCAGGUGUUCUCAACGGCAGCUGAUGGACAGACGCAGGUGGAAAUCAAGGUGUGUCAAGGAGAAAGAGAGAUGGCAACAGACAACAAAGUGCUGGGUCAGUUCAGUCUGGUGGGGAUACCUCCUGCCCCCCGAGGAGUUCCCCAGAUUGAGGUCACCUUCGACAUCGAUGCUAAUGGUAUUGUCCACGUCUCUGCCAAGGACAAGGGCACUGGCCGGGAACAGCAGAUUGUGAUUCAGUCUUCCGGAGGACUUAGUAAAGACGACAUUGAAAAUAUGAUCAAAAAUGCUGAGAAGUACGCCGAGGAAGACAGAAGGAGAAAGGACCGCGUGGAAGCUGUUAAUGUUGCUGAGGGCAUAGUACACGAUACGGAAUCAAAAAUGGAGGAGUUCAAGGAUCAGCUUCCAGCUGAUGAGUGCACUAAACUAAAGGAGGAGAUUUCUAAAGUCAGGGAUCUCCUGGCAAACAAGGACUCAGAAACGGGCGAGAAUAUCAAACAAGCAGCAACCAACCUGCAGCAGGCAUCACUUAAACUCUUCGAAAUGGCAUACAAAAAGAUGGCAGCAGAGCGAGAAGGGAGCGGCUCCAGUUCGACGGAGGGAGAGAAGAAAGAAGGCCAGCAGUAGAGAGCAGAUUUCAUGACAGCAGAGCACUGCUGUUAGACAAUAGUUAAAGAUGUUUUAUUCAGUCUUUGUUCCCUAUUUGUAAAUCUCUGUUUGCUAUAUUAUUCCGAAUUUACAUUCAAAAUAUGUUUGAAGAAUCCUAAUUUGUUCAAUUGCAGUGAAGUAACCAUUUGCUUCAUCUCUACAAUCCUAUUAUGUACAGUAUUCUUUAGGUAAAAGUAUGGUUUGUAAGUGAGGGAGUUCAGGCAGAAACAUCAGAAUCAUUUAACCAUUAGAGGCUUCCACAUCACAGAGUGCAGUCUGAACCUGCAAACAAGACUAGAGUUGAUGUCCUUUUUAUUAAGUCAAUGUUCCAACAUAUUCAAAGAAGCACUUUGUUUUGAAGGGGCGCUUAGGCUUAGUAAAUUUAACUAAAUAGGGACGACUCAAUAGAGUGCAUUUUGCAUAAUGUUAAGGGCAAGGGAUUGGUCUUUAUGACAGUUGAGGCAGACCUGGAAACAUGCAGUACUUAAUCCCCCGAGUUUUUCCUGCGAAAUGAUCAUGUCAGAAACUAAAUGGUGUGAUUGUUGUGACCCAACAGGGUCUGUGUGAAUAUGAAGACAGAAUUCACGUUGGUAUAGGUUUAUUAAAUAUUCUUUGGGUAAAUGUAAUGUUUAAGCUUGAGAAGGGUUUAAUCAAUACAUGUUUUCUAAUAAAAGAUUGGUUGAUUCCAUUGUCGUGAACAACCAGCUGCUGUCUGUA
This is a messenger RNA of Cynoglossus semilaevis (tongue sole), 2966 nucleotides long. RefSeq names its product heat shock protein 9 (gene hspa9). The record is from RefSeq and is a predicted model, not a curated record. NCBI's taxonomy places the organism in Eukaryota, Metazoa, Chordata, Actinopteri, Pleuronectiformes, Cynoglossidae. Gene Ontology annotation, biological process: protein folding. The transcript is spliced from 16 exons. Gene Ontology annotation, molecular function: ATP-dependent protein folding chaperone; ATP binding. Bases 198 to 2228 code for a protein of 676 amino acids.